This is a messenger RNA of Cuscuta campestris, 981 nucleotides long. The record is from the annotation of a GenBank genome assembly. Lineage: Eukaryota; Viridiplantae; Streptophyta; Magnoliopsida; Solanales; Convolvulaceae.
CCAUAAUUGCAGUCUGCCUUCAGCCGUAGGCCGAAUGUCUCCUAUUGUGGAAUCUUGACGUCGAUCAACAAUGUCACACUUAAUCAACAAUGCUACCAACAUUUAAAGUGGUGAGCAUGGAGAAUGGUGCGAUAAGUAGUUUUCACUUAGAGGCGGGUGCUGAUCCUAAUAUGAAGCCAAAUUUCACCUUCCAUGUUCAGAACAAAGCUGUUUGCUCCAUUACUUUUAAUCUGUUGGUUCCAAAUCUUCUUGCGGCAGACCGGCGGAGACUAACCAAAUGCAGAUUAUGUAUGCUUAAACCAGGACUUCACCCCUUACUAUAUUUUUGGUCAGUGGAGCUCUUUUUUUCCCUUUCAAAUGACUGCCCAUAUUUGCUUUCAAUGGGUGGCUCUAUGGGAAACCUUGAAGUGACGGCGGUAGCAAUAUGGCGAGAACAAGUGGACUUGUGAGCCUCCAUCUCUUCGUCUCCUCAACAUGGGAUGUGCGAGCCUACAUCUCUUCGUCUCCUCAACAUGGGAGCCCAAAGUCCCAAACGACGUCCUGCCCUCUCCCCUUAGCCGCAAUUGAUGAGGCGCCGCUGAUGAACCAGACUGCGACAAAUCUUGCGAUGGCCGCGGGUGGAAUCCGCACACAAGGAUUGAAAUAUUGUUCAUCAGUGCCGCUCUUGAUUUCCAACAGCGAUAGAGUUGCAGCUGCCCAAAUUUGUCGAUAGACUUGCCGCCUCCACCAGCGAUAGAGUUGCCACCUCCACUGAUUAGGUUUUGUGAUAUUUGACUCAUGGUAAGGGUGAGUGUGGUGGAAUGGUGGAGUCUAUCCACUGGUGAGUUGUCUCUAUGAGGGUGUGCAUGUGCUCAGGCUUGGGGUAGCGUCAUAAGAUGGCGAGAAGGAUGAUGAGGUUGAAUACUUUUCUUUGUAGGGCUAGAUCAUGUAACCUCCAAGUCAUAGGGAUCGAUCAUUCAUCAGUAAAAUUUUAUGUAGUAU